AUGUCUUCCGCGAAUAGAAACGACUUGCCCGGUGAAACAGAGGGGGGUGGAGCUGGGGAAGGUGGGACCGGGGGAGGUGGAUCUGGGGAAAGCGGAUUGCAGCAGGGGGAGGGGAGCGCGCGCGCAGGGUCGGCGGAAGCGCAAGGGGGAGGGAGUGCGCCGUCGCGCGAGGCGGAAGCACAGCAGCAAGGGGAGGGGGGAGGGCGGAAGAAACCGAUGGUUGUGAUUGUGGUGGGCAUGGCAGGCAGUGGCAAGACCACCCUGAUGCAGCGCCUCUAUGCGCACAUGCACGGCAGCAAGAUAGCCCACUACCUCAUCAACCUCGACCCAGCUGUGCCUUCCGUGCCCUACCUCGCCAAUAUUGACAUUCGAGACACGGUGAACUACAAGAACGUGAUGAAGGAGUAUGGGCUGGGACCCAAUGGGGCUAUUUUGACCUCACUCAACCUUUUCACAACCAAGAUUGACGAGGUGAUCAAACUGGUGGAGCGCCGAGCCGACUUGCUCGACUACGUUUUCAUCGACACGCCCGGGCAGAUCGAAAUUUUCACCUGGUCAGCCUCCGGAGCAAUCAUUACCGAAGCCUUCGCCUCCACCUUCCCCACCGCCGUUUGUUUCGUAGUGGACACACCCCGGGCGGCCAACCCCGGCACCUUUAUAAGCAGCAUGCUGUACGCGUGUGGGAUUCUGUACAAGACGCAGUUACCGCUGCUGCUGGCGUUUAACAAGACCGACGUCGCACGGCACGAUUUCGCUGUUGAGUGGAUGCGGGACUUUGAAGCCUUUCAAGCAGCAGUUGACCGAGAUCCUUCCUACGCGGCCUCUCUUUCGCGCUCCCUCUGCCUUGCCUUGGAGGAGUUUUACUGCAACCUGCACGCUGUGGGCGUGUCGGCUGUUACAGGAGGGGGGAUCAAUGAGUUUUUCACUGCUGGCGAGGCGGCCAGAAAAGAGUACAUGGAAGGCUACAGGGUUGACUUGGAGAAGAUGAGAGCGGAGAAGGAGAAGAAAGAGGCGGAGAGGCAGAGUGCGGAGAUGGCCCGGUUUCGCGCGGACUCUGCGGGGGAGAGCGAUGCGUUGGCCAGACGAACUGGGAAGAUGAAAUUGGAUGAUGAUGGGGAAGGGUCCGCCAUUCCCCGCAUCGCGAAUUCGGACCACCAACCCUCCGCCCGCCAUCGCCCCAUCCCUGACUCAAUCUUCCGUUCACCAGCACGAUCUCGUUCCGCGCAUCCCGCCAACUGCGCAUCCCGCACGCGCGUCCCUCCUUGCGCCAACUGCCUUCCGCCUCGUCCCGCUUUUCCUGCCGCGCUACCCGUAACCAGAGCCGUCUUAACGAUCCUUCCUCUCCGUUUUCUAGAAUACGAGGCGGCGAUUUUAUCCCUCUCAAAUCAAAUGAUCAUCGUCCUCCCGAUCCGUUCGGCAUGUUUGUCGAGCCGCUUUCAGCCACGCGUCGCGGCAACUUACCCGCCUUCCGCGGCCGCCGCCAUCCCGAAACGCGAUCGCCUCUCCGUCCAACCUUUCCGCCCAUCGUUCCGCCCAUCUCCCCUGAUCAUGGGACCAGUUACAUCGCGACUUAUUACCCCAUCAGCUAGCUGCUCCGUUAGUAGCUUCUCCAUUAGAUCCAUUAGUAACCUCUCGAGAAUAUUAGACGGGGCCACCAUCAGCAGCUACAGCUUAAAGCCGUCUUUAACCUCCAGUGCUAGCACUCCCAUUCCUUCGUCUGCCCUUUCGCCUGCCUUUUCGCCUGGCCUUUCGCCUGCCCUGUCGUCUUUCCUCUCUGGUCGGCGAUCGUUUGGCAGCAAGAUCAAAGUGAAACCCUACUCCUCACUCAAGCGCCGGUUCAAGCUGCUAGCAAAUGGAGAUUACAAGCGGUGGCGGGCAGGCAAGAGGCAUAACGCCAGCACCAAGACCAAGAAGCAGAGGAGACAGCUGCGGCAGCCAUCAGUGGUCCCUCCAGGGCUAAAACAACCCAUGCGGUACCUGGGCUUUAAGAGGUAG
Messenger RNA from Closterium sp. Yama58-4, 1995 nucleotides. The record is from the annotation of a GenBank genome assembly. NCBI's taxonomy places the organism in Eukaryota, Viridiplantae, Streptophyta, Zygnematophyceae, Desmidiales, Closteriaceae.